CUUGUUACAUUUUAUAUCUAGAUGGCCCCUCAAGCUUCAUGUGCUCACAGGUCUCAGCUAGGGAUCUUCUGAUCUUCUUGGGCAUCGUUUCCUGUUUCCUAACACAGGCAGGCUCUGGGCUCCUGGAGCACUGCCUCAGCUGCUGUGGUACUGCAGUGCGGGGACACAUGGGGACGUGUGUCUCCUGUGCGGCCGCAGCUGUCUGUGUCUGGGACCUUAAAGCCCUGCAUGAACUCGUGUCCCUCCUGGAGGUCGAUGCCAGAGUCCUGAGUGCCAGAGUCUCAUGCUGAGCCCGUUCCCCGGACACCUACUGUCACAUAUGGUGAUUGCAACCGGGAAAGAAGAAAAAUCAGCUCUUUGAGGAGAAAGUGGUUCCUUGUUGCAGGUCCAACACAUGAGAAUGGAUAAAAGAAUUGGGUCCAGGUGAUCAGAACUGAAGCCUGCUUGUGACAACAUUGUGGGACACAGAAUGGCUCCUCCCAGGACGCGGGAGGGUAGGGGUCAUCAAGACCACCACCGGGCUCCCAGGGAGGAAGAAACCCUGGAAAAGUGGGACUGGGAUUGUCCAGAGACGCGGCGCCUCUUGGAGGACGCCUUCUUCCGCGAUGAGGAUUAUAUCCGCCAGGGCUCUGAGGACUGCCGCAAGUUCUGGGCCUUCUUUGAACGCCUGCAACGAUUCCAGACUCUCAAGACCUCCAGGAAGGAGGAGAAGGACCCCGGACAUCCCAAACACUGCAUCCCGGCCCUGGCUGAUCUGCCUCGCACUUACGAUGCCCGCUACCGCAUCAACCUCUCUGUCCUUGGCCCUGAUACAAGGGACACAUGGGGGCCGGGCAGUCGGCUGCCCCCAAAACAAGUGUCUGAGUUCCGCAGGGCCCUGCUACACUACCUGGACUUCGGCCAGAAGCAGGCGUUUGGGCGGCUGGCCAAGCUGCAGCGGGAGCGGGCGGCCCUGCCCAUCGCCCAGUACGGGAACUGCAUCCUGCAGACGCUGAAGCAGCACCAGGUGGUGGUGGUGGCUGGGGACACGGGCUGUGGCAAGUCCACCCAGGUGCCCCAGUACUUGCUGGCUGCUGGCUUCAGCCACGUGGCCUGCACGCAGCCCCGGCGCAUCGCUUGCAUCUCGCUGGCCAAGCGCGUCGGCUUUGAGAGCCUCAGUCAGUACGGAUCCCAGGUUGGCUACCAGAUUCGUUUUGAAAGCACACGCUCGGCGGCCACCAAGAUCGUGUUCCUGACCGUGGGGCUGCUGCUGCGGCAGAUCCAGCGUGAGCCCAGCCUGCCCCAGUACAAGGUCCUAAUCGUGGAUGAGGUCCACGAGCGGCAGCUGCACAGUGACUUCCUCCUGGGAGUCCUGCAGCGCCUGCUGCCCACGCGGCCUGACCUCAAGGUUGUCCUCAUGUCGGCCACCAUCAACAUCGCGCUCUUCUCCAGCUACUUCGGCAGCGCGCCCGUGGUGCAGGUGCCCGGGCGGCUCUUCCCCAUCACGGUCAUUUACCAGCCUCAGGAGGCUGAGCAGACAGCUUCCAAGUCCGAGAAGCUGGACCCACGGCCUUUCCUGAGGGUGCUGGAGGCCAUCGACAAUAAAUACCCAGCUGAGGAGCGUGGGGACCUCCUCGUCUUCCUCAGCGGCAUGGCGGAGAUCGGGGCUGUGCUGGAGGCUGCACAGACCUACGCCAGCCACACGCAGCGCUGGGUGGUGCUGCCGCUGCACAGCGCACUCUCUGUGGCUGACCAGGACAAGGUGUUUGACGUGGCACCCCCUGGAGUCCGGAAAUGUAUCCUCUCCACGAACAUCGCAGAGACCUCGGUCACCAUCGAAGGGAUCCGCUUCGUGGUAGAUUCAGGGAAGGUGAAGGAGAUGAGCUACGACCCCCAGGCCAAGCUGCAGCGGCUGCAAGAGUUCUGGAUCAGCCAGGCCAGCGCUGAGCAGCGCAAGGGCCGGGCAGGCCGCACAGGACCCGGGGUCUGCUACCGCCUCUACGCUGAGUCUGACUAUGAUGCCUUCGCUCCCUACGCUGUUCCCGAGAUCCGGAGAGUGGCCCUGGAUGCACUGGUGCUGCAGAUGAAGAGCAUGUGUGUGGGGGACCCGCGCACCUUCCCCUUCAUCGAGCCGCCGCCCCCGGCCAGUCUGGAGACCGCCAUCCAGUACCUGCGGGACCAGGGUGCGCUGGACACCUCCGAGGCCCUCACGCCCAUCGGCUGCCUGCUAGCCCAGCUACCCGUGGAUGUGGUGAUUGGGAAGAUGCUGAUCCUGGGCUCCAUGUUCAGCCUGGCCGAGCCUGUGCUCACCAUCGCCGCUGCCCUCAGUGUGCAGUCACCCUUCACACGCAGCGCCCACAGCAGCCUGGAGUGUGCGGCAGCACGGCGCCCUCUGGAGAGUGACCAGGGCGACCCCUUCACACUCUUCAACGUUUUCAAUGCCUGGGUGCAGGUGAAGGCUGAGCGCAGCCAGAACUCGCGCAAGUGGUGCCGCCGGCGGGGCGUGGAGGAGCACCGGCUCUACGAGAUGGCCAAUCUGCGGCGCCAGUUCAAGGAGCUGCUGGAGGACCAUGGGCUGCUGGCUGGGGCCCAGUCUACUACUCCAGGGGACAGUUCCAGCCGGCUGCAGCAGCGACGUGAACGCCGGGCCCUGCAGCAGCUGAAGCGGCAGCAUGAGGAGGGUGAGGGCCGCCGGCGUAAGGUGCUGCGGCUACAGGAGGAGGCUGAGGUUGGCUCCAGCGAUGAGGACCAUGCUGGCCCUGCUGCCCGGCGUGCCGAUGACAGCGUGGACAUCCAGGACGUCAAGUUCAAGCUAAGGCACAACCUUGAGCAGCUGCAGGCAGCCGCCAGCUCGGCCCAGGCGCUGACACGGGAGCAGUUGCUCCUGCUCAAGCUGGUGCUGGCCCGCGGCCUCUACCCGCAGCUGGCUGUGCCUGACCCAUUCAACAGUGGCCGCAAGGACUCAGACCAGAUCUUCCACACCCAGGCCAAGCAGGGUGCUGUGCUGCACCCCACCAGUGUCUUCGCCAACAGCCCCGAGGUGCUGCACACACAGGAGCCGCCUGCCACAGGAGGUGGAGGGAGCCGAGAUGACAAGGACAAGAUGAGCAGCAAGCACCAGCUCCUCACCUUUGUCUCCCUGCUAGAGACCAACAAGCUGUACCUGGUCAACUGCGUCCGGGUCCCAGCCCUGCAGUCCCUCCUGCUAUUCAGCCGGUCCCUGGACACCAAUGGUGACUGCUCCCGCCUGGUGGCCGAUGGCUGGCUAGAGCUGCAGCUGGUGGACCGUGAGGGUGCCGUCCGGCUCCUGGCUCUGGCCCUGCGGCUCCGUGCACGCUGGGAGAGCACCCUGGACCGGCAGCUGUCACAGCAGGCCUGGCAGCGGCAGCGGCUCAAGGAUGAGGACGAGGAGAGCGUCGCUCCUGUGAGCUGCUCGGAGGUGGCUGCACUGAGCAGGGAGCUGCUGCAGUUCAUGGCCACCAAGGUUCCCUACAGCCUCCGGCGCCUCACAGGACUGGAAACCCACAAUCUCUAUGUGGGACCACAGACCAUCACCGCCACCCCCAGUCUCCCUGGCCUCUUUGGCAGCUCUACCCUGUCCCCACACCCCACCAAGGGUGGCUACAGCGUCACCGACUUUCUCACCUACAACUGCCUCUCGAGUGACACCGACCUCUACAGCGACUGCCUGCGCACCUUCUGGACCUGUCCGCGCUGCGACCUGCACCUGCCGUUUACGCCGCUGGAGCGCAUGGCCCAUGAGAACGCCUGUGCCGCGGGCCUGGAGGGCGACCCAGGCACUGAGGAAGCCAGCCCUGAACACCCUCAGAAGCCAUCUGCCCUACAGAGACCCUACCACUGCGACACCUGCCAGAAAGACUUCCUUUUCACGCCCACCGAGGCGCUGCGCCACCGCAGACAGCACCUGUGAGCUGUCCCCACCCGCCUGUCCCCAGUGGGACCCAUAUGUCAGCCAGGCUCGGAGUGGUGCUACUCCCAGCUUCAAGGAGGGCAUGACUUGGGGAAUAAAGUUUGUCUUCCCCUGGGAGGCUGAGGCAGGAGGA
Octodon degus (degu) is the source of this 4043-nucleotide messenger RNA. It is a transcript of the gene Dhx34, whose product is annotated as DExH-box helicase 34. Gene Ontology annotation, molecular function: RNA binding; ATP binding. Gene Ontology annotation, biological process: nuclear-transcribed mRNA catabolic process, nonsense-mediated decay. The transcript has 18 exons. The record is from RefSeq and is a predicted model, not a curated record. NCBI's taxonomy places the organism in Eukaryota, Metazoa, Chordata, Mammalia, Rodentia, Octodontidae. The coding region runs from base 470 to 3910 and encodes 1146 amino acids. Gene Ontology annotation, cellular component: intracellular anatomical structure.